AUGGCUUCUUCCUUGGAAAGUCUCCCCAAUGAGUUGUUGGACCAGAUCAUCUCCCAUCUGGCGACAGACCCUCCGUCGUGGAUCCGAUGUCGCCAGGAGCCAGAUGCCUCGAUCACCAAGUCCGUCAAUAAGAGCCUCAAACAUCUGUCGGUAGUAUCGAGGGGCUUCACCAAUCUGAUUCGGCCUUGGCUCUUCGCCCAUGCGUGCUUAGACUUCGCAGAUGAACCCGCGUUUAGUACGUUCAUGGUGAAAUCGGGUCUUUGCCAGAAUGUGAAAUCCCUGGUAAUCUGUGUGUUGGAUGAUGCAGAUGUACAGUUACGGGUCAACCAAGGCUGGUGCAAGCGAAUCUUUGGCUACUUGGAUCCCAUUCGCAUCACCGUGGUCGCGCCACCACGCACGAUCGGAAGGAUGCUCAAUACGAGGAUUGAUGAGCGACAUAGUUGGGCAUUUGAUAUCGGAUUGCAAAGCCUCCAAUUGGAGUGUGCCGGGCCUCGAGCCGCAUCCCACUGGCAGUUGCCCGCCAUCUCACCCGGGGCCGGGUUACUCGAGAUGCGCCCCUGGACCUCAUUCUGUUUCCAUGAGGGCUCUUCCUUGAAAGCCUACAACCACUACGAAUAUUUCCUCUCCAACGUUCCAUCACUCCUGGGAAACUGGGGAAGGGCGCUGAAAGAAGAGAAUAAGGUUGAGAUCCCCUCGGCGCUCGAAACGAUUCGUUCGUUCUCUUACACGGCCAUCUUCCCGUUCUACAACCAUGUAGACCUAGUUCUCACGGUCAUAUCUGCCAUGACUCGACUCGAGACUCUUAGUAUACAAUUAUCCCCAGACAAAAAUAAUCAUGCAACCGAGCUCGAGCAACGUGGAUCUAUGGAUCCACAUGACCCUUGGAUGGAGUUGGAAACAUCCUAUACCCUGAUCGGCUUCAGUAUCGCCAUGUUGGCCUCCCUCAGGGAAUUCCGAAGUCUAGAUUUUCAUAUACCAGCUAUCCAGCCGGAGAUCAUCAGAGCCAUGGAGGAGCACCUCGGCUCGGAUUGGUCUCGUCAUAACAGCGGGAAGAUCUCGGGAUCGGACAAACAGGCGCCGUUUGGCCCUCCUUCGAGUUCAAGUUCCCCACACCCCAGCACUCUGGCCCUACCAAGUCACAUCAAGAAGGUCUUGGCGCACAACCUCUUACGCCCAGUCUCUCGGGCCAGCGAGCCGACAUCUUUACUAGAUGAAGAAGGGAGCACCAAUGGCUGGAACUUGAGAGAAGAUCUAGAUAUCGGUUUUCAAGAUCCCACUCGAGGCAUCUUCCGGUCUGGGGCUGUCAUCGGAUUCUCCAGGCUGAAGACCAGAAGCAAGGAUAGCGAUGAAUAUAUUGGACAGAUCCCACGCUAUCUCCUAACAACUCACUUGCUCAACACUUGUACAUCUACAUCAUCUGAGCCAAGUACAUUCAUCAUCCACCCAAAUAGCUUUGAGGCCUUCGCCCCCCGGACGUUGCUCAAUGCUCUUCAAAAUGCCCCGGGUCAUCCUGGCCUAUCGAGGACUGAAGCCAUGAAAUGCCUCGACACUGUACAAUUACUUCCUGUGCACAAUUUUCCUAACGCUGCGCAAGCCAUCGGGAGGGUUUCAGAAUCACUCCAAGCAAUCCAAGAGCGGCGACAGGGAUCGCCCGGUGCAGAAAAUCCCCACCAGCCUGUGGUGAUGAUCGUGGUCGGUCUGGACACUCUCGCUGAGGGAGUUGUCCGAACCUCAAACCCUGUCCGUGGAACGGCCUUCUUGGCUGCAACUCUACGCAACUUGACUCACAUGUCUCGAGCAUAUACGCCUUGGCUUUCUAUUCUCCUUCUGAACACAAACGGUCUUGGGCCGGCAUUUGUAGAAUCCGCUCCGCAACACUUGGGUUCAAACCAGGCCAGAAGCUCCAACGAAGAAAACACGAGAUCAUCGCCAGAUGAUGGCAUCCACUCUAUCUUCCAGAUGCCUGGCUCUUCGCUCCUGUCGAACCUCCUAAUGAGAACCCUAGACCAAGGCAUUGAUACGCAUAUCUUGCUAUCAGAUGUGAAAGCGGCCUUAGUGGUGGAGGUGAUCAAAGACCGUGUCGGCGCAGGACUCGGGAAAUGGGGAAUAUGGUCUCCCAGGAGAUAA
Penicillium macrosclerotiorum is the source of this 2127-nucleotide messenger RNA. RefSeq names its product F-box domain protein. Bases 1 to 2127 code for a protein of 708 amino acids. The record is from RefSeq and is a predicted model, not a curated record. NCBI's taxonomy places the organism in Eukaryota, Fungi, Ascomycota, Eurotiomycetes, Eurotiales, Aspergillaceae. The transcript has 5 exons.